Messenger RNA from Loa loa (African eye worm), 1029 nucleotides. RefSeq lists its product as hypothetical. Lineage: Eukaryota; Metazoa; Nematoda; Chromadorea; Rhabditida; Onchocercidae. The coding region runs from base 26 to 790 and encodes 254 amino acids. Gene Ontology annotation, cellular component: U1 snRNP. Gene Ontology annotation, biological process: mRNA splicing, via spliceosome. The transcript has 7 exons. The record is from RefSeq and is a predicted model, not a curated record. Gene Ontology annotation, molecular function: U1 snRNA binding.
CAGUAAACGUCUGUAUACGAGAUCAAUGAAUUUCAUAGCGGGGGUGGCUAUCCGCGAACUGAAUGCAAAUGGUGGAAUCUUGGAUUGCGUUUUACUACUCAGAACUGGUGCUUUUGCCAUGGAUGUAAAGCCAAAUCAUACCAUUUAUAUCAAUAAUCUUAAUGAGAAAACGAAAAAGGAAGAGCUCAAAAAGGCUCUUUACGCAAUUUUCUCGCAGUUCGGGCAGAUCAUUGAUAUAAUGGCAUUCAAAACACUGAAGAUGCGUGGGCAGGCACAUGUGAUAUUCAAGGAAAUAAGUUCAGCAACGAACGCCUUGCGUGCGAUGCAAGGGUUCCCGUUUUACGAUAAGCCUAUGCGUAUACAAUUUGCACGAGAGGAUUCUGACGUUAUUGCGAAAGCGAAAGGUACUUAUGUAGAUCGUCCGAAAAAGCACCUUCUUGCCAAGCAGGCUGCUGGAGAAAAGCGGAAGAAGACAAAUCAUGUAAAGGAAAGUAAAAAAAUGCGUAUAGACAAAGGCGCUACUGGGAAAACCGAGCUUCCGGAAAAAGCAAACCCGCCGAAUAAAAUCCUGUUUUGCACAAAUCUGCCUGAAGAGACAACAGAGCAGAUGCUUUCUCUUCUUUUUAAUCCUUACCCUGGUCUCAAGGACAUCAGACGUAUUCCGAAUAGGCCAGAUAUUGCAUUUGUUGAAUUCGAGACGGAAGCUGAAGCAACGUCAGCUCGUGCUGGUUUAAACAAUUUCAAGAUAACACCUUCGCAGUCAAUGUAUGUCAAUUACGCCAACAAAUGAUUUUCCUGGUUGCUCCUUUUGUUUUUGUUGAUCUCUGGGGUAUCCUUAAUAUUCUCUGCGUGUGGUUCUUUUUAUUUACCAUAGUGUUGCGUUCAGUUAUGUUCAAUUUUUCUUGUCUUUAUGGGCGUAAUUUAAAGUAUUAGCUUCAUACUGUUUUAUGAACCACUUAUUUCGUAUUUUUAUGAAACACUUAUAAAUUUUAUACUGUUUCGUGAACCAUUUAUAAAAUAAAAUUCCGC